AGAGAGAGAGAGAGAGAGAGAGAGAGAGAGCUUGUGAGGCUUCUGACUCUCCAAAUGCAGACUCACAGACUGUUGUACUGCAAGGCACAGCGGAGUGCACAUGUGGAAUCAUGCUGAUGAACUACGUCCUAUCUAACUAAGGAGCUGGGCUUUGUCUAAAGAUACUUUUUUCUUGUUAGACAGCUAAUCCUCUGUGUCCGGUCAAGGCUUGGCACUCAGACUACUGAGAGUUUGAUUACCAACUGGACAGACAGACUGGCAGAAGUGUGUGAGAGAGAGGAGCCAGCUAGAGGGAUAUACAAGACGUCCUGGACUAUCUGACCGGAAUUCUUGUUGACGGUGGAAAGAUGACAUCCAAGUCGUCCAGGCUGGGCAGACCCUCAUCGGCAGGGUCCAAGCAGCCCUCUCAGAGGAAGGAUUGCCCGGUGGGUAACCGAUCCUGUAUGCUGCGGGUCGGGGAGAGGCUGAUGAGGGCUGGGAGUGAGGGGAACCUACAUGUAGUGAGACCCAAACCUGUCCAGCAGACACCCCUGGAGGAAGGACACCAACAGUCCAGCUCCAUCACACCCAAAGAGUUAGGAAACAACAACCAGAGAGACUCAUCACCUGAGGACGUAGAGCGUUUCCACAGGCAGCAGACUGUAGAGAACCAGAACCACCACUCUGAGCCACGUUCCCCCAGCACAGUCCCCAGGAGGUACACCAUCGGAGGGCAAGGGCCCCGCAGUGCCAGAGACCCCCUGACCAUGCAGCACGCUGACGUAGAGAGGAAGAAAGAGGUGUUCCUGGAGCACCUGAAGCAGAGGUAUCCUCACCAUGCUGCUGUCAUCAUGGGCCAUCAGGACCACCUCAGAGACCAUGUCAGGAGCCCCCAGCACUCUGCCAGCCCCCCGCCCAGUAUAGGGGAGCAGCUCGAGCACCUCUCGUUGGAGUCUCUGGAGACCAUGUCAGAGGGAGACGGUCCAGCGGUCUUCACCCGUGGCUGCCAGGCACGGGCCAGCCUGCCGGUGGUCCGCUCUGCCAACCAGACCAGGGACAGAUCAUUAGGUGUGCUGUACCUGCAGUACGCAGAGGAAACCAAGCAGAUCCGGAUGCCCAAUGAGAUUACCAGCAUAGACACAAUCAGGGCUCUGUUUGUUAGUGCUUUCCCCCAGCAGCUCACCAUAAAGAUGCUGGAGUCUCCCAGUGUAGCUGUGUACAUCAAAGAUGAGACCAGGAACAUGUACCACGAGCUAACUGAUGUCAGAAAUAUUACAUCUCGAUGCUGUCUGAAGGUGUACCACAAAGACCCUGCACAUGCCUUCAAUCGCAGCAACGCAAGGCCUAACAAUGCUGAGGGCAGGAUACCAAGGGAGAUACUGUAUGGAAGUCAUAGCCCUGUGCACACUUUACAAUCCACCUGCAGUCCUGUCCACUCCAUACAGGGGUCCAUGUCUCCCCCCACAGUCCGCUCCAUGCCCUCCUCCCCCUCCAGGAUCCCCUAUGGCCACCGAUCAGGGGGAGGGGUGCCAGGCAGUGCCACCCUCCCCAGGGCCAGCAUGUCCAGUGGGCCCCCCAGCAGGUCCGUCACACCCUCCCCCAGUGCCAUCCUGGAGAGAAGAGACGUCAAACCUGACGAGGACCUGAGCAGUACAAGUAUGGCGCUGGUGCGUGCCGACGGGUUGUAUGUCAACGUCAUUGACCCCUACGCUGUCCAGGAGGGCCGGCUGAGUAUCGCCUCCUCCCAGGGGGGCGGCCACAUGGGAGACAUGGUCGACAUAGGUGGUGGUAGCCUCCACCGAGCCUUGGUCAAGUCCCCAGCCUCCUAUACAGAGAACCCGGAGCAGCAGCACUCCCUCUACAGGCAGAAGUCCCGGAGGUACGGGGAAAGCCAGGGACUACCGCCACUCGGCACCAAAACCCCGCCCCCUUCCCCUCAUAGAUUGAACGACAACCACGGCCCUGUGGCCUCAGAGAGGGGCUCUCCUUUUCGCCGGUCUCUGCGGAAGGAGAGUAAUGGUAAUACAGUGGAGGUGGUGAACAGGACCAGGGGUAGUGUGUCCUCUGUGUCCUCCUCUCCUGUGUUCGUGGAGCUCCCCUCAGGGCACUAUGGGGACAGGCUGUUUCAGGGACACUUCACCCCCAAUGACCCCCAGACCAGUGAGCGAAUGAAGGCCAUGGAACAACAGAUUGCCAGUCUGGCUGGCCUUGUUCAGCAUGCACUUGCUAUUGGGCCAGCUGAGAUAGAUAGGAUGACUGCUUCUCCUUUCCAUGUCAACAACAGUGCAGGAGUGUCACCAGUUCCUGCAUCCAGAACCCCUGCCCUCCUUGCAGAUGGCUUCAAUGCUCUAGUCCCUCAGGCCCCUUCCCCUGACUCCACCCUGCAGGUCACACUGACCACGGUCAGGAGGAACGUCACUGACCUCCGACAGCAGCUUCACCAACUCCGACAGCUACAGAUGCAGAACCAGGACAGUGUGAAGGGGAUGCUGAAGAGAGCAGAGGAGGAGCUAGCUGAGGUGAUGUCUGAGACCCUACAGAGACAACAGCAGGAGACCGAGCCUGGCCAGAGACAGAGGACGACGGUGGACGAAGAGAGACGCAAGUACCAGGCCAUGGAGGAGAGAGUUUUGGCCCAGCUCAGGGAGCUGGAGGAGUAUGUGGACCGUCUGAGGAGAGACUCGUCCUCCGGCAAAGGUCAGCUGUCAAUCACCCUCAGGGACGUGGAGGAGGGAGCUGUCAACCUCAGGAGGGUGGGAGAGGCCUUGGCUGGACUUAAAGGUGAGUUCCCAAGCCUGCAUGGGAAGAUGCGGACGGUGCUGCGUGUGGAGGUGGAGGCAGUGCGAUUCCUGAAGGAGGAGCCUCAUAAGAUGGACAGCAUGCUUAAGAGGGUCAAAGCCCUGACAGAGGCUCUCAGUGGUCUCAGAAGAUGUGUCACAGAGAAUCAUCCUCACAAUCCCGAGCCUGGAGCAGCCACAGGAGGGGGUGUAGAGCCUGCGAUUGCCCAGUCUGAACCCCCCCGGAAGAAUCUCCCCACCAUGGAAUCCCCCAAACCUCAGCCCAGGCCCUCUGUCAGACCUCCCCAGCCACAGGUCAAGAACCCUGCAGGCAGGCCAGACACAGUCCCCACCUCACCUGACAUUGUCCACCGUGUGAAGAGCUCUCCCGUCAACAUGCAUUCUUGUCAGCACUCAGCGGCUCUGCCACACCACCCCAGCCCCCCACUGACCUCCACCCACGGCCGAGACUCCCCCACCGUGGCCAAGGUCAGUCCCCGCAGCCGAGAGAACAGUCCGGCCCUGCAGAAGAGAAUAGUCCCUUGGUGUGGCGAUGGACCGGCACCCACGGCCAGCAGCACUGAGACCACCUCACAACCACCUGGUUCAGAGGAGAUCCACACCAACAGGGGCAGCAUCAAACACAUCGUCAUGAAUGUUGAGACGGCAGAGAGAGAGCAGGACCUGGAGGAGGGGAGGUCGCCACAGAACUCAGCAGCCACCUCUUCUGGGAGUGAGUUUGAGCAGAUUCUCCAGGAGGCCCAGGCCAGCCUGAUGAAGGCCAUACCCGACCUGGAGGUGACUGAGACCGGGAGAAGGGAGGCUCAGUCCUCCCCUCCACCCCUAGCUCCAGACCAGCCAUCUCUCCCAGGCCCAGAGCUUCCCCUCAACCCUCCACUGCCAGACGAAGUAGAUGCCCCUCAACCUACUGAGGCAUCUCUUCCAGAACCCACUCAGGCAGCUGAUGUGGCUGCUGAGGUGACUGUUCAGGUCAGCACUGAGCGACCACAUAAGUCUAUGGUUGAAAAGCCUCGCAGGCCCAGUGUGGAGAGAGAGAUGAAGAACAGCCCAGAGAAGUCAGGGAAGUCUCUUCCACCACCCCCACCACGGAGGUUCUUCCCUUCACUGUCCGGCCCAGGGCUGACCACAGGGAGGUCUGGAGAAGUCAUCUUUACUACCAGGAAGGAAGCCACCACCGCCCAGGAUGAUGAAGAGGCGGUGGUCCCUCAACCCAGUCCCAAACCCACCAGACAGCCCCCAGAGGUCAAGCCCAAGCCCCAAACCACUCCUGUUUUUAUAGCCUCAGCUGAGCCAGGGGAAAAGGAGGACGAAGAAGAAGAGGAUGAUGAUGAGGAGGAGGAUAAAUUCAUGAAGGAACUACAGGUGUUUCAGAAGUACACUCUUAGAGAUGUAAGCACAAAGUGUGUCAUAGACCUUACAAGCACUGCAUCUCAAGUCAGACAGAUAGAGCCAGAACUCUCUCUCUCACCCAAAGACCCAAAGGAGAGUCAGGAGAACAAGGGUAAAGAGAAAAGUGUGUGCAACACUGACGAAAACAGAUUUGUCAUUGUUCCAAAGAGUCCCAGGGUCAUGUAUUAUGUCACAGGGCAGUUAUCCAAUGAGAAGCCUCCAUCGGGAAAAACAGACCAAUCGGAAGGCAGGGAGGGAACAUUGUCCCCCUCACAGGUGGCAAACUCAAAUAAAUUUGACUCCCAGCAGACAGAGUUACUAAUAGCAGACACAACACCUCUGGUAUCAUGUAACUCAGUGCUGGAAAGCCAAGAUUGUCCUCCUAAUAUACAGAAGAUAGCAGUUGGAGAAGAUAGUGGGAAGGAGAGCGUCGUUGAUGAGAAUGUCCAGAAGGAUCCUGUUCAGUGUCAGAAAGUGGGGGUAGUUGAACCUGUGUCUCCUCCAAUACCUGCAGAGAAGCAGGACAUAUCUGAACCUUCUCAGCAAGACUGUUAUCUUACUAACAGUAAACCAUCAUCACCUUCGUCAUCAUCACCACCACCAUCUUCACCAGCAUCACCACCACUUCCACUAUCAUCAUCUUUACCAGUACCAGUAAUCCAGUUUGUUAGUAGUACAGGCCAAGAGGUUUCAGGUAGUCCAGGGUCUCCACCAGAGAGCAGGGGCCUGGGUGACAGCCAGGGCCAGCAGGUAGUGUUGAGGUCCUUCAGAAGCAGAGCACCACGGUAUGUAGAGGAGGGCAGCAGCCUGAGCCCUGACCUCCCAGACGAGGAGGGCCCUCCUCCCCCUGAGAACAUCUCCUUCAUGAUGAUCACCAGCAACAGAGUGCAGGCUCUGUCCACUGGGGAGUACCAGGAGAUAGUGAAUGGUACCAGCAUGUCCGAGGUUCAGACCGUCAGUGUGGGGAACGACACCACCAGUAUCAGCCAGGAGCACAGUGGCUUCGACAGGAAGCCUGUGAUCAUCAUAUUCGACGAGCCCAUGGACAUCCGGUCGGCCUACAAGCGUAUGUCCACCAUCUUUGAGUGUGAGGAGGAGCUGGAUAGGCUGCUGCACCAGGAGAGCAUCAAGGAGGAGGCAGAGGAGGCAGGAUCAGAGAAGAGUGUACCUCAGGUAAAGUCUAACACUUAUCUACAUCAGGCAAACAAGACAGCAGUGACAGGAAACACUGCAACCAGUCACCAUAAUACUCCUGCUGUGGUUGCGCAACAGAAGAGUACAGCAGAGUGCUCAUUACCAGAACAGUCUAAAACAGAGCCCUCAAACACCAGCAAACCAGAGACCAAAAAGAAGUUCAAAUUCAAGUUCCCCAAAAAUAAGCUGGCGGCCAUCAGCCAGGCGAUUCGCACUGGGACCAAAACAGGGAAGAAGACACUUCAGGUGGUGGUCUAUGAGGACGAGGAGGAGUGGGACGGACACAUGAAUGAGACCGAAAGGUUUGAGAUCAACAGCAGUAGCAUACCACAAACUGACUUUAGUCACCUCACCUCUGUGAAUAACAUCACGUCACCAAGCACUCUCACCAGGUCAAACUCUAAACGCAGGACAGAGGAGAUCUGUAAGAAUGCCUACGACUCCAUAACCAGUCUAGAGGAGACCAUUAAACAGCUGGAGAUCACUGUGGACAAUAUAAGCCCAGCAGCGCCUAACACCGACUCCUGUGAAGAGUCUCCAGCCACAGUGAAAUCCCAACGAGAGAGAAGUCCCUCCAAGAGGCCUGCCCCUCCUCAGGUCUCAAAGUUCCUGAAGCAUCCUCAGAGUAAGAAGUCCAAACCAGAGCUUCCCAGGCCAUCCAUCACAAGCAGCUCCAAGAAACAGAAUACCAGUGGCUCUCCUUCUUCAAGUCAGAUGUCACUUUCUGUGUCUGCAAAGUCCUGGCAGCAACCAGCCGGGUCAGCUGACAAACCAGGAGGAAAAACUCAGAAGCAGUUUCCACAGGCUAACAGAAGUGCUGAGAAAGCUGGUGGGGAUAGUAACCAUUAUUUCCUUGCUUUACCUGCUUCUAAGAUCCCAGCCUUUUGUCAUAACUCUGGAAAAAAUAUGUCAUUGCCCGGUCCAAACACUGUGUCUAACCCUAUUAAAUCACCUUCCUCCUCCCCAUCCUCCUCACACAAAUCUUUCAUCCCGUCUCUUAAUCUGAGUCGUCUCGUCCCUCCUAGCCCUUCUUUCAAUGACAGACGUCAAAAUCUUUCCCUCUCAUCACAAACCCAAAAUGGCCGACCCAGCCCUUUCUCUCACUGCUCAUCUUCCUCUUCCUCCUCCACCUCCCCCUCUUCCAACUCCUCCUCUUUGUCCCCCACAUCCACGUCCUCCACGUCCUCCUCCCCUCCCUCUCCUUCCCUCCUCUCCCCGACUGCCAUGAGUCAAGGUGCGAGGAGUAUCCACCGCAUUGCUCAUAUACCCAGCUUCACCGGACAAAAGAUGCAAGGUGGAUACAGCAGCAAAACCACACAUACACCAGCAGCUUCUUUGUCAAAGGACAUAUGAUUAUCUUUUUAUAUCUAUAUGUAACAAAGUUAAAAACAUACCGUAAACUCAUGCCACAGCUUGCUUGAAAUGUUGCAGAUGGAGCCAUCCAAUUUGUACAUUUUGGGUGGCUCAACACGUUGGAACAUUGUCAAGGAGGACAGUUACGUGUGUUGCGAAGCAGAGGAUCACUGGUUCGAACCCAGUAUGGGGCAGUCGGACAGUGGAGGAAGCUAAGCUUUUAGCAGCACACAGACCCCUGUUACAUAACAGUAUAAAGUAUAGUGGAGGGAAGUGCUGUUUUCAAGGCAACCUAAUACAAUUGCAGGGCAUUCUCUCGUUUCUCUCUAGCUUUGAUAAGUUUUUGAUCAUGAUCAAUUUGAGUUCACAUACAAAAACAGAGAAUAGCGUGAGCUGGUUUUCAUUCCAUGCUCCCUUUCAGAAAGGGGACCUUUUUUCAUUUCUGCCUCAGUUUAUGGGUUGUUCCAUGAAAAUAGCGCCUUUUGCAUCCCUUUGAUAUUUAAAUAGACAUUGUGCACCAGUAUUGUAUUGUAAAAGCCUGUUAUAUUAAAUGAAGUGCCCUUUAAUAUAGACUCCAUGGAGAAUUCAAUGUAUUUAAAAAAAUAUGAAUAAAGGUUUGCUAAAGUGCCAAUUCAGCAUUUUGACAUGUUCCUCCAUCAACCCUGUCACUUCUAGGAAGAUUUCAACCCACUUAAUCCAAAGAUUCCUCCAUAACUUCACCGUCAUUGUAAAGCCUAGUUAUUGCUUUGACAGUCAUUUCUGAAAAGUAUUUUUUAUUUCAUGUGAUUAGUGAUUCAUUUAAAUCUAUCUCUCAUUUUGGAGGCAAGAAGUUUAGCAGUUAAGAGCUAUGGGCCAAUAACCGAAAGGUCGCUGUUUCGAAUCCCCGAGCUGAUUAGGUGUAAAUUCUGCCUGUGCCCUUGAGGAGCCACUUAACCCUAAUUGCUCCUGUAAGUCGCUCUGGAUAAGAGGUUCUUCUAAAAGACAAAACAUUUACAUUUUAAGGUCAAUCCUGUUACAUUAACUGAAAUCUGUUUUUAAUAUGGUGAAACUAUUCCUUUAAAAAAAAAUCGUAAUAAGAAUGUAACAUAGUCAAAUCAUCGUGUAAAAGCAGGUGAGCCGUUUCUACUCUUUUUGGCCAUUUUCUGGUGUUUUGUGGUGGAAAACUGAAUGGGUCGAGCAAAACACAUAGAUAAGACAGGCUAGAAAUGUUUAAGCUAUUUCAUUGUUUUUGUGAAGCUUGCAUUUAAUUGCCACACCCUGUUGCACACAACAAACGUGGCUGAUUUAAGAUGAAAUGUUACUUUAUUUGGCACUUAAUAGGGUCGUUUUGUUUAACGUGAACAUGUUUUUAUGAAGUUAAAUGUGCAUUUUAUGACCGAAUGUACAAAUUAAGUGAAAUCAAAAGGUUUUUUUUUCUUCCAAGUUACACUUCUCAAAAGGCACCGAAUUGGUGAAAUGACCCUGUUGUAUGAUGAUAACCAUAUUCACAAGAACAACUAGCUUUACAAAUGAUCAACACAAAAAGGUGCAAACAUUCUAGAGUUUAUACUAAUGUAGUUUAGUGGUGUUGGAAAUCUAGUUACAUUUUUAUUGAUGUGAGAAAUCUGUGAUUUUAACGGAUGGUGUUAUAUUUUAUACGAAUUAGAGUGACACUUAAUAAUAUAAAGAUUUGAUCUAAAAUAACAAUUUAUAUAAAGAAAUCAAAUCAUUUAUUUACAUUUUUAUGGUGGAUGAAGGCAUAGAUGCAGACUUUCAUCUAGCAUCAGUCAUUCAGAUGUCAUCUCUCUUAUGCAAUGAUCGUAGAUGUGUGGAGUUGUGCGAGUGGAACUUUGAAGAACAAAAUGCUUGGUGAUUUCUCAAGCUUCAGAUGCACUGCCAAAUCCUUUGAGCUAACAAGAUAGCUACUGUACAUGCAAAAUAAUGUUUAGAGGCCUUUUAAGGCAGUAGAUGUACUAACAUGCUUGUACUAAAGUGUUUGGUUUUACAGAUCAUGUAUCUAAGACAUGCACUAUGUGGACAUUGUAAUGUUUACCUUUGGGAUGGCAACUGACUUAUAUUCAUAUUAGUAACUGGUGUUUACAUUCAUAAUUAGUGACAGAAGUUUACAUGCAAGUGUAUGUAUUUAAGAGGGUUUUGUCUUCAGAAAAGUAUUUGAACUUGCCAAACUUCACUCCUAUGCAUGCCCUUUUAGAGAUUUAUCUGUCAUGUUAGAGAACUAUUGUUUGCACAACUCUGUAAAUAUUUAGUGUUCUCUGAUUUUGUAAAGCUGUAAACCAUGUUGUAAAAAGGUAUUGUAGAAUUUAAUGCUUGUGAGGUUGAGAAACUAAUAAAGGGCUUUCUGUUACUGA
This is a messenger RNA of Oncorhynchus nerka (sockeye salmon), 9061 nucleotides long. Its product is annotated as sickle tail protein homolog. The record is from RefSeq and is a predicted model, not a curated record. NCBI's taxonomy places the organism in Eukaryota, Metazoa, Chordata, Actinopteri, Salmoniformes, Salmonidae. Gene Ontology annotation, cellular component: cytoplasm.